This is a messenger RNA of Porites evermanni, 40822 nucleotides long. NCBI's taxonomy places the organism in Eukaryota, Metazoa, Cnidaria, Anthozoa, Scleractinia, Poritidae. The record is from the annotation of a GenBank genome assembly.
CAGUAUGCCGACAGUGGAGUUUUCAGUUGUUCGCAAACCCGCGGUCUUCCCGGAUUGCCCCCUCUCCCGCCAUCACACGAAACACCAUCUGAAUUAUACCAGGUUCGUUUUAUUUUUGCAGCUGGGGGAGAAAAUUCAAUGCGCAAAUCUUUGUUUUGUCGAAUGCGACAAUUUCAGUUUAAUUAAGUGGGAAAAACCAGCUGCCGCGAUGUGAGAAAUAGCAUUGUCUCGUUGGAUUAUCCCACUGGUUUUAAAAACACAACUUGAAGUGUAAAACGGCGAGCCACUUAGUUAAGCACUAGUCAUUCAUUAUUGAUUUAGCUCAGGAAGUCGAAGUGACUUUAUUACAGUUGCUAUGCAAGCGCUAAAAUAUUUGAAAGAUAAGGAAAUGGAAAAGGUCCAGAUGGAAUUGCUUGAAAUUAAUAGACGGAUUCGAGAACAGGUAUGGAUUUUGUCCCAUGGCAUGAAUUUGGCUUAGCGAUAUCACAGUUCGAUUCUUGUUUGUAUAUACCCAGGAUUGUUUAUUAUAACCGAAUUUCGAAAUACAAUCUUUAGCCCAUGCAACCAUGUGACCAAAGAAAAACAAGCCUGACUUAGAUCUGUUGAAAGAGAUAAACUUGUACCCAAAAUUUUUUUUUGUUUACAAACUUUAAUGUAUAACAUAUCCUUUAUUCAAUGAUUCAUUUGUCAGUGAUUCUUAACAUCGCGCUGGCAUUAAUCCCAAUGCAACUUGUUACCUUAACAAUCAAUUCAUUGAAAGUGUAUUGAGAAUCUUGAAGUUUUAGUAUUUGGUUAGGUGCUUUUCUUUCUGUGCCGGAAUUUAACUUUACAGCAGGGUCUCAAAUGCGUAAACCAUGAUCAUGGUGUGUUGAUGACUCUCUAAUUUUAUCGUUUGCACCCCUAACCGAGAUGAAACAGCAUGAAGUUUGCUUGUCGUUAAAAUCUUCCUCACUAACUCAAACCCGAUGGGUCUGUAUAUGUGUAUGGUAGGCUGGGUGUGUGCCUUCAGAUCAUUAACUUUUUGCAAAAUUAAAAUAUUGAACAUCGGAACUUUCACCCAGCUGGUAGCUGGAGAAAAAAUUACUCUUCAAAUGAGAAGAUGGGUGAAAGGUUUUUGUUCCGUUUUUAGAUACAAAGUACAGUCAACCCUCUGAUCUGAGACAGACACUUUUGGGACAGGCAGUGUCAGUCUAACAAUGGUGUCCGUCUUAUGGAUAAAUAAAGGGAGUAAAGAAAGGCAGGGACCAGCUUUAGGUGUCCGUUUUACAGAACUGUCUGUCUUAUACACAGGAAAAAAUAACGGAUUCCCAUUUUUGGAUAUUUUAGGGUAUUUAAAGAAUACCCACAAAAAUCUUAAAUUUGGAAGAGUGAGACAAGUCCCAAUCAGGGAACUUGGUUGGGAAUUCCCUGGUUGGGACUUGUCCCACUUUGCCAAAUUUGGGAUUUUUAUGGGUAUUCUUUAAAUACCCUAAACUAUCCAAAAAUGGGAAUCCGUUAUUUUUUUCUGUGAUAGAGGUGUCCAUUGAGAGAGAGUUCACUGUGCUUCCAAAAAGGAUCCUAGUACAUUUCCCUUUUAAAGUCAUCUAAAGCAAGAUACAGACCUUGUGGCUUAAAUAUCUAGCAGCAAACAGUAAAUAGAUUGAGACAAAAAAAAUAUGGAUGUGCCAAAUUUGUACAGGUUAAUGUGCUUCAUGAUAUAGGGAUGAUGUUUUGUAGAUUGUGCUACGUCACAGUGAACACCCACCAAUAAUGAAGGACCCAUCAUGGACCCGAGCAGCACCAUUCAAAGAAACAGCUUAUGCCAGAACACCAAGUGAAUCCAUCGCUAAUAACUUCACCCCAACUGCAAGUGGAUUAAAGAUAAGAAAUCUUGGAAAAAUACAAACACCUGUCAGACCACCAACAAGGGCUCCAGCUCAGCAAGCUUGUAUCCUCAAAAAUAUAAUUUACAGUAAUAAAGUUUGUGUUAAUAUUUUACAGUAAGCAUAUUGUUAUUCAACCUUUCCCAGUGAUAGCUUUUUGGGAACAAUGAAAGUGGGGGAAGACAGAGGGGAUGGGAGAAUUGGGAAAAUAGGGCAUGUCAGGGAUAAGGGAGGCAGAAAAGGAAAGGGUGGGAGAUACCCAGGAGUUCUAUUAGGGUGGGAAGUGGGAAAAAAAGGGUGAUUAUGCCACUAUGCUCAAUACAGGUACAAUCAUAAAAGGCUAAAAGGUGGAAGUCAACAAAAAGGUGCAGGAGUUGGGAAUGCCAGGUACGAGAGGCAAGAGGUUUGGACCCCCUGUCCCCUCAUGAAACAACUAAACAUGCUGUAACAGAACUAAGAACCCAACUUGCGGGAAGUUAUUUACUCGACAUGAAAGAAUGGAUUUCCAUGUAUGGCUGCCCACCCUCCAAUAUCACAAAAUCUUUUAGUUUUGUAACAGCCAUUCUUGCAAAUGGCUGUUGCAAGACCCAGUAGCAAAAAACACCACUUUUUGGAGCGAGUAUCCCUUAAGGUGGGGGCAAGGGUGGAGUUUGUAAUGCUUUAUGAAAUAUUUAUAUAAAAUAUAAUAAUAGUUUAUACUUGAAAACCAAUGAUGACCUUGACAUGGUCAAGCAAAAGAUGCAUCCUUGCCCAGGAAAAGAGUGGCUGGUCCUCAUGCUAGGAGUAAAUCAGAAGGGGAAAAACCCAAGUAUGUUUUUUGUCUUUAAACAUGCAUUCGAAGAUGUCAUGGAAUGCCCUGACAAUAACAAAUCUUUAUUUGUACUCUCUCUUACCUUGUCAGAAAUUACAACAGUGGAAAUAUUGAAAAUGAAACUAGAGUCCUGGCUGCCUAGAAUAACCACAGAGGCUAACAGAGCCAGGCAGCCAGUUGAAAUCAGCAUAAAACAGAAAUACAGAACUAUACAAUUCUUAUAGACACCCCUGUACUGUGGACAAUAGUAAUUUUUAACCCAGUUUUAAAGAUACCAGAAUCCACAGAUAUCUCUAGCUCUCCUCCAUUAGAACAUCUCCUCUAGAUGUAAUCAGAGAUUUUGCAUGAAAAUGGCGUAAAUUGGUUCAACAGAGGAGAGGACAAAAUAUCCGCCAGUCUUGAUUUAUUCCGCAUGGUGUACACAGUCCACCUCAAGUGUAUGGUAUCAAGUAUAUGGUAUGGAAUAGUGAUGAGUUCCAGAGGAAAAUAUAAUUUGAAUCGAGGAUAAAUAAUAUCAUUGUUGUACUAUACCAUAGACACUUGAAUCUUUUACAAAAUGCAGGUCACAGGUCACAACUGCAGGUUUUAAUUAGAGUACAAGUCACUGUGCUACAGUCAAAUAUAUACAACUCUAAAAGUGUCUCCUAGCCUUAUUAAUCACAAUCCAAAACAAGUGUUUGAGCUUUAGGGAAAACUGUCUGUCUCAAUUAUUUAUCAACAGAAAAGUGAUCUGUACUAGUGACGUGUGACCUGUGUUUUGUACAUGCCAUUUGGUGUCGGUAUUAAGGAUGUUUCACUGUAAUACAGUAAGACUUGCAGUGGAUGCUGAUUGUUUCUUUUUUAUGUUGCCUUUAGUCUACCCCCCAGCCGAGCCAUGACACCCGCAGAACAGUUAGAUAUUAUAAGAUCCUUUGAGGCGGUGGAAAGCAUGGAUGAUGAGGCAGUCUCCAAACGAGAUCUUGAGGUGGGAAUAUAUGACUGAUAUCAACAGUUUUCUUUACGUUUAUCCAUUGGAAUGAUUAUGUUUUAACUUUUGACAAAACAGUUUUUGUUCAGCUACACAAUGAAACCUUUUUAAUGUGACCAUCUAAUGAGUCUUCAGAAGUCAAGAUGGUCAUAUUAAUCAGGCUUUUACUUAAGAAAAUGCCUGAGUUACAUUUGGGCUGUGCUGAAAUAGUGUGCUUGUAUUAAUGGUUGGUUAAGUUCACCUCCUGUUUAGCAGAGUUGAAUGACUGACAGUAUGCCCAGCUGAAGUUUGCGGAGUGCAGGUUCAGGGUCUCUGUUAAGACUGUUAAGAUUUGGAGCAGGUGGAUGCAUUUUUCUCAUCUGCUGUGGUGCAUGCUCUGAGCACUCCAUGUGAUAAGUGUUUGAAGCAUAUUUCAGCAUGUAUGGGGACUCAUGGCUGGGUUAGGGGGUUUGUUCAUUGUUGAGGGGCUGGCUGUUCACAGUGAAAGCUAGCCCCAUGACAUCACAAGCACCCUCAUCAGCUUUCAAGCUUCCAUUUGCUAUAUAACCUGGUUUAUCAAAAUAUGAUGAUGAUGAUGAUGAUGAUGAUGAUGGCAGGGUGUGUCAUUACAUGAAGCCUCAUUAUUAUACUCUAAAAUCAUAUGGGCCAGCUAAAAUGCAUCUUUAAUUUUCUUCUUGGGUGGGAGGGGGGAGGUAGGAAAACUAAUAUCUUUGAAAAAAUAAUGAUCAAACACCUAAAAUUAUCAUUCCUUGCAAAUUUUUCUUCCUUUUCAUUGGCCGAGAGCCCACCACGUGACCUGCAAAUAACUGCCUACAAAUAAUGGUCUGCUCAUGCACAAUGUCAUCCAACUUUGUUUGGCUGCGGAUAAUAUUCUGCUCGUGCGUAAAUGAAACCACGCUUUUCUCCUUCCUUCGAUUGCUCUUAAGUGAAAAUGGCAGAGUGCUUCGCUUCCUGAAGAUAUUCAUUAAAAAAACAAACCCGGUGAUCCAGCCUUCAGCUUCGGCCAAUAAUUGAUCGCUACUGACAAAUCGUGAUAUUUUGCUCAACUCUGUUGAAUAAUUGUUAAUUAUUCAUUAGAAGUUAAGUGAGAGAGUUACAAUUAUAGAUGUGUGAAUUGAUUUUUGUCUAUGUGUAUUCAUUAUGUUCAGCGCUAUGAAUACUACAUUUCUCGUGGAGUUCCAAACCAUUCUUUGGCAGCCCAAGAUCCAGAAGUAAUGGAAAGAAUACUACAGAAAAGAAUCCCAGAGAAACUGCGGAGAAAUACAGAACUUGAUCCUCUUGUCACUGAACUCAAGCAGGAGGUGGUCAGUGACUAUGACUUCAGUGUCCGCAAGGCAAUCGGUGAGUUGCAUAAACAUAGGUACUAGGUAAACCUAUGACUAAAUUUGGGAGGAAAACUUAAAAUUUUCCUUUGUAGCAAAUUAACUCAACUUUUUUCAGUAUAAGUCAGUGUUUUGUGAACACUUCUCUAGCAUCAAGAAACUGUGCAUAUUUAAUGAAACAAUAAGUGAAUAAUAAUUAUUUCACAUUGAAUGGUAGAUUAUGGCCAAUUUUGUAUUAAAGGCGCAUUUUAUGGCUACCGGUAAGUAUGUAUCUUAAAGCUUAUUUCUGAUUUGAAAGGUUCAAAUAAGCGUGGCUCUAGCUGCUUGCUUAAAUUUAGAAGUUCUUAGUAGGGUUGCAAUUACAGCUCCUUGGUCAUUCUCAUAAACAGCAAAAUAAUAGUUUAACUCCUCACAGGCAAUUUAUUCCUUACUUGUUACAUUUAAUUGGCUGUUAAUAGUCAUCACUUUUUGUAUUUUGUUGGCCACAAAUCUAGUUACCACUUUUUGUAAUUUAUUUGUUAGCCACAAAUCAAGGUACACAACAAAACUGUAGUGUUACCCCCAGAAACAAAUAAAAUUGUUAUUUGUAUUAACAGAUAAUGACCAUUGCUUCCCCUAAUUUUGCAGUUGAUUACAUACUAAUGGAUCCAUGUGAAAGACAAAGAUUACACAUCAAAGAAACACCAAAAGUUUUUCCACUGAGGUAUUUACUUAUUAUUCUAUUAUUUUCUUCUAUCUUCCCUAAAACCUAUAAUUUCACUAUAAAAUAGAUGUGGUGUCCAGGUGAAAUAUUUACCAUAAAUGCUUUUGUAUGAAGGACGUUUUAUAUUGGCUGUCUUUUGACUUCAUCAAAGUUUCUGGUUUGAGGCCUUAGUUUUUGAAGGCAUACAUGUACCCUCUAUAAAACUACGAUUUUUUAAAUACAUUAACACCUCAACUACUCCACAAACGCCCAUGUGGAACUACCUUCCCGAUACCACUUGUGACAUAAUUAGUUUUUUAGUCAUUUAGAACUUUGAUUCCUAACUUGUCGGGCUGAUAAGAUCUUUUAAACCAUAGGAGCAGUCUUGAAAUUUGUGUUCUUGCCAUGUCUGAUUUUUUAAGGCUGUAAGUUUGCAUUAGGAACAAAAGCUCAAAUGGUGCUGGCCUUGAAAACAACAUUUUUGAUAAUUUUGGAGAUUUUUGGCCAAAGUUACCAGAGAGCAGUUCGACUAGCUAGCUAUAAUGUCAAAAAAUUUCCAUAUGUUGAAUGAUGAUGUUGUUGAUGAUGAUUUCUGGAUGUUGAUGUUUUGUUUCUUCUUCAGGACUGUGAGAGCACCUGUUCCAUGGCGAAACACAUAUCAUUUAGCAAAAGAGUCCUGCACAAAGAAUCUGUUCAUUACAAAUCCAGUGAUGAUGAAAAUUCAGAACCUUUGGUAUGACCGGUAAGUGGUUUUAUUUUUAAUGUGUAAAAGUUGUGGACAGAUUUACAGACACAGGGUUUGAGCUAGGAUUUGAUCACUGGGGGACAAUUUGUCCCCUUGGCUAAAAUUUUGGGGGACAUUUUCAUUUUUAGGGGGACAGAAAUUUGUACACCCUUCCUUCUUAGCAGGGCUUCUGAUAGAGUGUGCUUCCUUUCGAGUUUUUUCCCUAAAUUUUGAAGGGGACAAAUUGUCCCCUUGGCCGUUUUUUAAAGGGACAAUUCCAAUUGCAGUGCGGGAUUGGCGCAAAGGCGCGGCCUGGCUCAAACCCUGCAGACAUACUGUAUAAGACUCAGUGGUGAAACAGAGUGAUGUCAGUCAGUCUCAUUGACUGCUGAAGUGAGAUGAUGACUGCUUCCAGAAUUAAUCAAGUGACAUUAUCAUGGGAUACAAAUUUUUCUUCCUUUUUAUUGGCCUAGAGCCCACCAAGUGACCUGCAAAUAAUGGUUUGCUCCUGCGCAAUGUCAUCCAACUGUGUUUGGCUGCAAAUAAUAUUCUGGUCAUGUGUAAAUGAAACCACUCUUUUCUCCUUCUUUCGAUCGUUCUUGUGUGAAAAUGGCAGAUUGUCUUGUUACCCACUGACAAAUCACAAUAUAUUACUCAACCUGGUCCAGUAAUAAUUGUUAAUAUUAAAUCGGGGAUUGUUCAUUUGUGAUGGCUAAAACUUAAGAAGGGUGUUUUCGUUUGCUUGUUGACAUUAAUUUCCCCCCUCUCCCUGCUCAAGGUAGUCUAAAGAAUUUUUGAAUCUCAGGUAGCAGGUUUAAUAAUGUUGUGCCUUAGGUUACUUUUGAGACCAAAGUGGUGAUUUUUAAUCAUUAAUUCUCUGUUGUGUUUUAUUAAGAUUCUGUGGUGUUAGGUUUGUUGAUGGUGAAAAGCUGCUUGCCUCUGGCCUCCCUGUUACUCCUACAGAGUUUGAAUCCCUUGUCAAACAGCAGUGUGCAACAACAAGAGAAUUUCUCAAAAGAACGUAAGUAUACAUGAAGGAGGGCUUGACAGUUUUGAGUUUUAUCUUUCUUUAUGAUCACACUGGAAAUUUUUGAACUCAAGGGAGAUGUGUCAAGAGUAAGGAGUGUGCCUCUUGCACCUCUGGCAUGAUUUUUCAUGUUAAAUUAAUGCAUUAGUUUAUCUGAAAAUACAGUUUAAAAGAAGAAAGUUUUCUACAAUAAAAUUCUAAACAUGUCCAAUGGUUUACCUGCACAAACCCAAACUGCUGAAAUUGUCCCUUUAUAUAGAUUCCUUACAAUGAUAUUUAGUGACACUUAGUAAUCUUGGUGUUUCAAGCAAUGCGAUUGGUUUGCUAUCUCAGAUUGUGAUGUCACUGUGAUGGACUAUUACAUCUGAUUGAUUAUUUAUAGAUGGAUUCCAGCAUGUGCAAAAAUCCUUAUUGAUGAGCGCCAGGAAUGGAUGCACUUGGUUCCCAACUCAGAGGGUGAUUCUACCAUCCUUGUACAGCAGUUCUUUGCAUGUCUUGCAGCACUCAUGUCCACUCAGCUUCGCAGCCUUGUUAUCAACUCCCUUGCAGACUUUGUCAGCUUUUUAAGUUUCUACAAGGUAACUACUUCUUAACUUUUAACCUGGACAAAAGUCCUUGUGACAGUGAUGCAGCAUUUGUGAUACUAUUAUCUGUAAUUUCUGAGUGCCCUCGUAAAUGGUGCAACCUUUUUGAAAAUAUCUGGCAGUUUUUCCCACCCUAUACAAUGUUGAAACUCAGCAAAAAUUUGGGAUACACACUUCCAAUUUUGUUUGUGGUGUGUGGGGAAGGUAAGGGCAUAUGUGGUUUUAAAAAAGCUGCACAAAUGCAAAUUUGUUUCAAGGUUUUGUCCAUGAUUAUAGCUAGAGAUGGUGCAAAGUUGCUAGCUUAUUGUCUUGACUAUGAUCGUGAAACUUACUUCUUUUAUUUAGUGCCUACUAACAGAAGUUUUUUGUUAUUUAUCUUGAUAAAGACACUGUGAAUAAUUGUUUUCUCUAGAAUGGGAAUGAUUUUGGAGAAACUUAUUCUGACUUGGAGUAUGUCAAAACUGAGGUAUGUGAUUAAUAAAGCAGGGUUCAUGGUGCGGUAUGGUAGUGGGCAAUAUUCUUAAUUAUAAAUAAUAAUAAUAAUAAUAAUAAUUAUUAUUAUUAUUAUAAUUCAUUAGUGCCAGGAACCAAUAGUGUUAAACAAACCUCUGAGCUAUGUUGUGAAGUUCCAAUCCAUCAUGGAAGGUUUUGAGCUCCAUGCAGUGGUUAUCAGCAUAAGAUUUCUCUUUUUAGGGGUUAAUGUUGAAUCAGUGUGAAAUGUUGCAAGAAUUAAUGGCAUGAUAAAAACGGCCCACUCCAGUCAGUGACAAUGUUUUUGGACUUCAACACGGUUUCUUGAACUUUGACUCAUUUAUGAACUUCCUUUGUCUGCUAGAUCAUGACAGUUCAGCUGAAGAUUGAUGGUGGCAAGUUGACGUUUGACCCUCCAUUCAGAGAACUGCGUGAUAUCCUGCUCAGACUCGUGACAGAUAUUGUGCAAAAUGCAGCAGAGCUACCAAGGGUAAAUCACUUACAGAGUUUCUAGAGAACCUUUUUUGGGCUGUUCAAGGAACUAUGUUUAACUGAUUAAAAACAAUUGCUUUGUAGUAUCGCAAACCUCUUGAGCAGCAUAAUUGAAGUUAAAAUGUGUUCUGCUACAACACUUUGAAAGAUGUAAAACUCCAAAGUAAAACAUUAAUCGGUACACCUGGCCCCAGUUGUUCAAAAGGUGGAUAACACUAUCCGCUGGAUAAAUCUCUAUCCAGUGGAUAGUGCAGUUGGUUUCCCAAAUACUUAUCAGCUGGAUAGUGAUUUAUCUGCUGGAUAGCGCUAUCCAACAUUUGUACAAGCGGGGCCUGGUCCAUAAUAACUCAUAUUUAGGAUUAACUAGUGGUGAAAACCAUAGCACAAUAAGAUAUUAAGAAAAAAGAUGCAAUAGACCUUUUUACCCAUAUGGCGGCCAUAUUGAAUUAAUUUGAUUUUUGAUUUUCUAUUAAAAACAUGGUCUUUCACUGUAUAUUUCUCGGAGGAAAGGCUAUCAUUAUUACAUCCAAACACGGCACAAAGAUCUUUUUUCCCAUUACAAUCUUAUUCUAAGAAAACUUUAAUAAAAAAUGUCCCGAAAAGCGCUCGAAAAUACAAACGAAAUGGGCUCAUGCCCCCUGGGCAUCCUAUAAUACUCCUUAAAUCAAAUUAAUUCAAUAUGGCUGCCGUAUCAGUAAAAAGGUCUAUUAUUGUAAUAUAAUAAUAAUGAUAUUAUUUUAUUAUUUGGUAUUGUGCAAAUUAACAUAUAUCAAACGAUCAAAUGCGCAUUACAAACUAUUAAAGCUAACUAAAAAAUAUGUUAAUUAUUGAAUUAAACAUGAAUAUAUCUGUAAAUGACACCUAACUUAAUUAUUUAGUACUUAACCUAUUACUUACAAUAAUUAUAACUAAAACAAAUGUUAUAUGUUUCAUUAAAAUUCAUAAAAAAGAGAGUAAAAUUAAUAUACACCUAUGUAUAAUUAAAAAUUGUAUGCAAGUUUAAAAUAAUAAGUCUUAAGCUGUUUCUUAAAAGUAUAAUAGUUGUCCUGUUUCCUAAUGUCCUUCGGUAAAAUGUUCCAGAUUCUAGGGGCGGCUACUUUGUCUUUAUCAAAGAGUUACAACGUAGUAUGGGUUUUUCAAUGGUGACUGAGAUAUCAUUAAUUCUGUAUAUUCUGUCUUUUUCUUUAGGUUGAAAUUGAACUGUUCCCUGAUAUGAAAGACAAAAAAUUGUUUCUUCGUUCAGUUCAUGUUGAAGAAGCGCUGGUUCAAGACCACAUGAAUGAGGCAGUGGAUGUGUUCAAACUCAACACAGUGGGACCACAAAAGUAGUUGUUGUUAUAUUUAACUUUUUCACUCCUAGACCACAUUAUUUAUGGCAAGAUUAUUUGCCGCUUCUUUAACUACUUCGCCUCUUCUUCUGUUGCCAUGAGGCCUUAAACACUUCUCCGCCAAUCUUCCCUAUUCGUCAAACAAGCAUGGACUUGGUCCCACAACUUGUUCUUAUGUUUAACUUUUUCACUCUUAGACCACAUAUAUGUCAAAAUUAUUUGUCACCUCCCUGUCUACCUCACCUCUUUGUAUCAUGUUGCUGUUAGGCCUUCGCGCCUCUCCGCCAACCUUCCCUAUCCCUCAAACAAGCAUGGACUUGGUCCCACAACUUGUUGUUAUAUUUAACUUUUUCACUCUUAGACCCCAUAUAUGUCAAGAUUAUUUGUCACCCCCCUUCCUACCUCGCCCUCUUUACAUCCUGUUGCCGUUAGGCCUUCACACCUCUCCGCCAACCUUCCCUAUCCCUCAGACAAGCUCUGACUUGGUCACACAACCCCCAUCCUGCCUCUGCAGUCUCCUUUUCUACAUUCUGUACUAUCCAGUGCCAAGUUGUUCUAGGGCAUCUAUUGUUUCGCUCUUCAUUCUGUGGACAAAUUCCUAUGAUGUUACCAGUUAAAUGAAACCUCUUUGGAAGAACUUCUGCAUAGCACUAUCUAUUUCUUAGGUGUUUACAAAAAAGAAAUUUGCAUUUUUAGUAAACUGUCUCACUUUGCCUACUUUCAGGAGUGAAAGGAUUAUUUUUAUUUAUUUUAUUUUAUUAGCUUUGCCCAGAAGGAUGCAAAAAAAAACAACAAACAAACAAAACACUGAAGAAAUGCAAACACUAGUAAUAAGAACGUAACAAUACACUAAUAAUAACUUAAAUAUUUGGGCAGGGACACUGCAACAGCUAAAGCCAAUUACUGCAGACCCAAAAAAUAAAAAGAUAUAAAAGUAGCAAUUUAAAUCACAUGCAGCAGCUAAUUUCUUGGUCUAAAAACCUGGCCGUGUUACAUUUCAAGCAAAUACUUUUGAAGCUCCUUGGAGAGUCCGGGUCAUAGUUUAUUGCUAGAGCCCGCAAGCAAUAACCGUAAAGAACACAUUUAAAGUUCUCAAAGUAACAUUAUCUAGGUCAAGUCUAGUAAUAAGCAGGUUCCAGAUUCUAGUGGUUCUAAUGAAAAAAGAUUAAUGGUACUUACUGAUAUAGCCAUAUUAUUUUUCCACUGCUUAGUGUUGAGGUGGGGACAUACACAACGAUUCUUUUUAUUUGACAGGUACUUGAAUACAUACAAGAAAUAUCAAGAUUUGCUUAACAACAAAGCAGAAACAGAAAUAAAUGCUUUCAUUCAAGAUGAGCCUGUACUGCUUGCCUUGUCCAAGGUACCAUUUUUUCUACCCUGAAUGUUGCAUUGAUAUUAUAAAAUGUGAAGAUAUGGUUUAUUAUUCAGGUACAGUCAGCCUCUUUAUCUAGCACAAUGCCAAUGUCUGUUGUAGCAGGGUGUAAGCAAAUUUUUGACUUAGCUUCUUUCUGAUAAUAAUUACCUUUGGUAGUGUGCCUAGUAUUGUAUACCGGUAUGUCAAUUUCAUUUGACUUUUUUCUUUUGCCUUGCUCAGGCUUUUCACAUUGAUUUCGCGUUUUGCAUUUUAUUCUGGCAGAAUUACAAAAUUUAGGGUGGGCCAUGGCCCAGCCCAGGUCUUGUUUUCACCCAUGGCAGCAGCAAAGUGUCAACUAAUGGCAUUUUAAGACCUUCACAUCACGUUCCCAACAUGCUAGCAUUCUUAAACUGGAGCAAUUGCUGUUGGUGACUGAACUUUCACCUUAUCUGUCAGAACUUAAUCAUGUAUUUUCCUUCUCUCCUCCAGAAAAUUGAUUCAUACCAGAAUCUCUCCAAGGAAAUUGCUUCAUUGCAUAUUACUGUUCCCCUAAACAUGCUCUGCUUAAACUGCGAUGAUGUCAAUCAAGAGUUGUCUGCCCGAGCUGCACGUCUAGCCGACAAAAUGAUCCAUUAUGUUGUAGAUCAGAACAGAGAUAGAAACAGAGGGUAAACAUGUUUGAAGUGUGACACUUUCCACUAAUCAAAUGACCAUCUUAAGAUAAUAGACGUCAACUUGAAAUAACCAUUGAAGCUCUCCACCAUCAGUCUUUUGUACAGGAUUUGAGUUUUACAAAGUGAGAGCCAAAAAGUAGAAAUGACAAAGUAGAAACCAGUGAAUAUCAAACGUUUUUCUUGCAUGUUACAAAUAAAAUAGUUUCAACUUGAAAUUAAUUGGAUACGGUCUUUGUUUUCAGCAAUCUCUUUGUUAUCUGUUUAACCGUCUGAAACAGUCAUAGGUUUAUGACAAAACAUAAAAACAGGAAAAUUAACAGUUAAAAUAAUAAUGAUAAUGAUAACAGCUAAUUCAAAGUUAUUUGUAAUUGUACUUGUAGCCUGUGUAGAUCCUACGAUGAGAUAUCAGACAAAGUCCAAGAGAUGCCUGACAACACAAGUGACUUGGUUGCUCUGACACAAUUCUUGGAGAACGCCAGUUCUGUUACUGUAGUUAAUUUGCAAACUGCUGUUGAUGAGGCCGGGGAGAGACUGUUGUUUUUACUGGAAUAUGCCACACUUCCAUGUAUGUUAGCUUUCUUUGCUCAUUUGAUAUUUCCUAACUUACUGGUUGAGUUCACCCGUGAAGUUAACCCGUGAAGUCUCAAGCAACCUCGUUCCCAGGGUUCUCAGGAGAGAGAACCUGGGAAUGAGGUUGAAGUUUGCUGUAGCUCAGUGAUAGAGCAUCUGUUCUUGCAACCGGUGUGUAUGUGUGAUUGACUCCUGUUGGAAGAACUCCGAGUUUUAUUGCCACAGUCGCCCCUGUGACUUAGGCCCGGUUCAGACGCCGAACUUUUCAUGAGCCAAACCUAAUUCGAAUUAAGGCCGACAUAAAUUAUUUAGACCGGUUGAAUUGAUUCAGACGCCCAUCUUAAUUGCAGCUGAACUAAGUUCAAAAGGCGGAAAAUGUUCAUUUCGNUUUGUUAUCUGUUUAACCGUCUGAAACAGUCAUAGGUUUAUGACAAAACAUAAAAACAGGAAAAUUAACAGUUAAAAUAAUAAUGAUAAUGAUAACAGCUAAUUCAAAGUUAUUUGUAAUUGUACUUGUAGACUGUGUAGAUCCUACGAUGAGAUAUCGGACAAAGUCCAAGAGAUGCCUGACAACACAAGUGACUUGGUUGCUCUGACGCAAUUCUUAGAGAACGCCAGUUCUGUUACUGUAGUUAAUUUGCAGACUGCUGUUGACGAGGCCGGGGAGAGACUGUUGUUUUUACUGGAAUAUGCCACACUUCCAUGUAUGUUAGCUUUCUUUGCUCAUUUGAUAUUUCCUAACUUACUGGUUGAGUUCACCCGUGAAGUCUCCUGCAACCUCGCUCCCAGGGUUCUCAGCAGAGAGAACCUGGGAAUGAGGUUGAAGUUUGCUGUAGCUCAGUGAUAGAGCAUCUGUUCUUGCAACCAGUGUGUGUGUGUUUGACUCCUGUUGGAAGAACUCCGAGUUUUAUUGCCACAGUCGCCUGUGUGACUUAUAAGGCCCGGUUCAGACGCCGAACUUUUCAUGAGCCGAACCUAAUUCGAAUUAAGGCCGACCCAGAUUAUUAAGACCGGUUGAAUUGAUUAAGACGCCCAUCUUAAAUGCAGCUGAACUAAGUUCAAAAGGUGGAAACUGCUCAUUUCGGUCAAACUGCUUACAAAAUACGUUAUAAUUUAUUUAUGCGUUAGGCUCGGUACAUGAAAAGUUCGGCGUCUGAAUCAAAGCCGUUCCAAAGUCGCUCCAAAGGCGAAAUUCCUGCCCGGGCUAGGCGAAAAGAACGGCUAAGUCGUUCCAGAUUGAAACAGGCAUUCCUAAUUUAUUCAGACACCGAACUUUUCAUAAAACUUAAUUCAAUGUAUUAGGUUCCGCUCAUGAAAAGUCGGCGUCUGAACCGGGCCUUAGUAAACAAAAAACCAUCAUUCUCCAUACUUAUUUGCUGCUUUUUGUGUUACAUUUAUAGUUGUAGAACUGUAACUUUUAUUUAAUUAGUAAGCAUUAACAAAACAUCGCACUUGCAUUUCAGACGAGGAUCUGAAAUUGAACAGCACUGUUUUCCACUGGCCUGAGCACAUUCAAAAGAUCUUUGAGCUCAGCAAGAACAGGAUUGGACAUAGAAAGGAUCUUGCGAUGGAUGAGGUCAAGAGAAAGUAAGUGAAUAUUAUUUUACAGUGUAAUAAAAAGCUCUUUUUCUGUUGGUUGUUGUGUGAAUUUGGCAAAUUCUAUGAUCACUGGAGAAGUAAACAUCAUAGCAGAUCUUGGUACGAAGUUCAUCAAAAUAGCUACUUUGUGGACCGGCCAGAGUUCCUUUACAAUUUUUUGUUAGGAGGAGAUUAGCUGGGAUCGCGGCAAUGUGAAAAUUUUAGUAGCUCACAAAUUCAGAUAAUGAGAUUUUGGAUCCUUAAAGUUCUGUUAAAACUAUCACUUAAGGAACUGUAAAGAUCAAACUAAUGGCUUGCAUGUCUUGAAAAAUAUUACGCAACAGUUAGUCUUCCACGUUGUGCUGCAGGAAAGAGCAUUGCCAGACUACCCAUCUAGCCUUUUCUAGGCGUCCAGAUAGUCGAGGGUGGCGCGAAAUGGAGAGCGGAGAGGAAAAAGGCAAAAGGAAGGAAGAGGGGGAGAGUGAGGGAACCUUCCCUCUCUCCCUACCCCCACCCCCACCCCCUCGCAGUUUUUUGGCUAGACAGUCUGCGAUCCAUCUGAUCGCUCGUAGAUCGUAUAACCUUAUAUAGAAAACGUCAUCGUAAUUAGUUUUUGUUUUUUUUGUCCAGGGUCAAGGCAUUUGAAGAUAAACUUAAUGGUUACAAUAAAGAAGUUGAAGCAUUUAGAAAGAAAGAGGCAAGUUAUUAAUAAUGGUAAUUGAACUGAGUGGAGUGAAAUUUGGUCUGAAAUCAUACUUGUGAUUUCAAAAUCAAACGAGCGCGCAGCGCGAGUUCGAUUUGAAAUCACAAGUAUGAUUUCAGGCCAAAUUUCACUCCACUCAGUUCAAUUACCACUUUAUUACAGCCAUUUUGAAAUCACAGAAUUCAGUCAGUACGAAUACUGUAUUUUAUUGAUCAAGAAGCCGGUUUGUUAAAAAGCGGAAACAAAAAGGCUUUUACAUCUCAUUUUGUAUUCGAAACAGAAAUGAUGCGAUAUAGCACAAAAAUGGUGCGAUUUAAAACAGAAAUGAUGCGAUUUAGAACGUGACUGACGCGAUUUGGAGCAGAUGCGAUUUAGAGCAAAAAAUGGUGCGAUUUAGGGAUAAAUCACACUGCUGAUAGCCAAUCAGAUUGCACGGAUAGCCAGUGAUUUCAAAGUGGAUGUAAUAAAGACGGAAACCACCAGGAAAUUGAGUAAUUUUAAUUUUCAGUGGACAAAACCUUGUAACCGGAAAAUUUUAAGCACAUUGCAUUCUUUCGUACACUUUUCAAGUUUAUAGCCCUCGAAAAGUGUAAACAAGAAUGCAAUAUGAUUGAAAUUAUUCUGGCACAAGGUUUUUGUCCAGUGAAAAUUAUAAUUACUCAAUUUGCUAAUGGAUUCCAUCUUAAAUAACUGUUUGUUUUUGAGUGACGUGAAUAUUGUGUUUUUAUCUUUCAUUUUAUAGUUUUCUUCGAAUGUUCUCAUUGUUUGUCUUUUGAUUUUAGAUUAUGGCAGUAGAUGAAAUGAAAAAGAAUGUUGAGAAACUUGAUGAACUUGAAGAAUCACUGAAAAAUGCGCAAGAAGAAUUAAUUGUAAGUUAAAAUUCCACUGCAUUACUCAGGUUUUAAAUAAUGAGUCAUGGUCGGUAGUUUCAUUAGAUUUCAUUAACUCGAGCGGAAAAGAUAUAAUAUUCCUUAUGUCAGAAGCAUGGAAGAAGGAAAGAAACGAGUUUUUUCUGCGGGAUUUAAACUGCAUGAACAACUCCUCUUUAGCUUUCCUAGCUGACAAGGAAUGUGGGAGUGUUUUUUUUCUGCGAAGCCACUGUUAGAGAAAAUCGCGGUGAGAUCUCUAUUUCAGUCAUCUCCAUUCUUUUCGCGUAGUGGCUGCUUUUGUGAUCUUCGUUUACAGCCGCGGGCGACAAGUCCCGCCAGCUACUCAGGCUACUCUUACUGAGCUACGAAGAGACACAUGGCAUGCUUGGUCUUUUACACGUACUUUUGCUUCUUAUGUACAGCUGUAUCAAGUGUCCUACUUUAAUACUGCUAGGAUUAGUCUCCUACCCAGCUUUUUUUGUCUCGUCACGCAACGCUACUCUUCAGUCAAAAACGGCUGCGUAGAAAAAUACGAUGCUCGGAUCAGCAGUGAUUGAAGCGUGUUGUGUGGCUAUAAAAAAUGGCUAUUUCCGAGUUCCAAAAAACGAGGCUAAGUGCAAAUUUUUACCUGUGAUAUUGAGUUUCAUCUGCAUGGGAAUAAAAAAUCGUUUUUAACUCAAUGGUUUGGUACUUAGCCUCGCUUUGAAACAGAGGCUUGAGGCAACUGGCUAAUGGCUUAUUAAGAGCGUGUUAACCCUUUCACUGCCAAAUGUGGCCAAAGGUAAAAUUCGACAAAAACUCCCAAAUUUCAUUUUGUGAAAUUUUGAAAAACACGUAGCACCAUGUGUAAAUACAGGUAGAGAGGUUUCAUUUGAAUGGUCACUCCAUAGGGUUUCGUCCACAGACUCAAAAGUUAGAGCUACCUUACAAAACUCCAUCAAGCACUCUGGCAGUGAAAGGGUUAAUGAAAUUAGAAAGAUGUAUUUGUUAUCUGUUUAACCGUCUGAAACAGUCAUAGGUUUAUGACAAAACAUAAAAACAGGAAAAUUAACAGUUAAAAUAAUAAUGAUAAUGAUAACAGCUAAUUCAAAGUUAUUUGUAAUUGUACUUGUAGCCUGUGUAGAUCCUACGAUGAGAUAUCAGACAAAGUCCAAGAGAUGCCUGACAACACAAGUGACUUGGUUGCUCUGACACAAUUCUUGGAGAACGCCAGUUCUGUUACUGUAGUUAAUUUGCAAACUGCUGUUGAUGAGGCCGGGGAGAGACUGUUGUUUUUACUGGAAUAUGCCACACUUCCAUGUAUGUUAGCUUUCUUUGCUCAUUUGAUAUUUCCUAACUUACUGGUUGAGUUCACCCGUGAAGUUAACCCGUGAAGUCUCAAGCAACCUCGUUCCCAGGGUUCUCAGGAGAGAGAACCUGGGAAUGAGGUUGAAGUUUGCUGUAGCUCAGUGAUAGAGCAUCUGUUCUUGCAACCGGUGUGUAUGUGUGAUUGACUCCUGUUGGAAGAACUCCGAGUUUUAUUGCCACAGUCGCCCCUGUGACUUAGGCCCGGUUCAGACGCCGAACUUUUCAUGAGCCAAACCUAAUUCGAAUUAAGGCCGACAUAAAUUAUUUAGACCGGUUGAAUUGAUUCAGACGCCCAUCUUAAUUGCAGCUGAACUAAGUUCAAAAGGCGGAAAAUGUUCAUUUCGGUCAAACUGCUUACAAAAUACGUUAUAAUUUAUUUAUGUAUUAGGUUCGGUACAUGAAAAGUUGGGCGUCUGAAUCAAAGCCGUUCCAAAGUCGCUGCAAAGGCGAAAUUCCUGCCCGGGCUAGACGAAAAGAACGGUUGAGUCGUUCCUGAUUGAAAAAGGCAUUCCUAAUAAUAUUUAUUCAGACACCGAACUUUUCAUAAAACUUAAUUCAAUGUAUUAGGUUCGGCUCAUGAAAAGUUCGGCGUCUGAACCGGGCCUAAGUAAACAAAACACCAUCAUUCUCCUUACCUAUUUGCUGCUUUUUGUAUUACAUUUAUAGUUGUGGAACUGUAAUUUUUAUUUAAUUACUAAGCAUUAAUAAAACAUCGCACUUGCAUUUCAGACGAGGAUCUGAAAUUGAACAGCACUGUUUUCCACUGGCCUGAGCACAUUCAAAAGAUCUUUGAGCUUAGCAAAAACAGGAUUGGACAUAGAAAGGAUCUUGCCAUGGAUGAGGUCAAGAGAAAGUAAGUGAAUAUUAUUUUGCAGUGUAACAAAAAGCUCUUUUUCUGUUGGCUGUUUUGUGAAUUUGGCAAAUUGUACGAUCAGUGGAAAAGUAAACAUCAUAGCAGGUCUUGGUACCAAGUUCAUCAAAAUAGCUACUCUGUGGACCGGCCAGAGUUCCUUUAGAAUUUUUUGUUAGGAGGAGAUUAGCUGGGAUUGCGGCAACGUGAAAAUUUUAGUAGCUCACAAAUUCAGAUGAUGGGAUUUUGGAUCCUUGAAGUUCUGUUAAAACUAUCUCUAUGUAAAGGUCAAACUAAUGGCUUGCAUGUCUUGAAAAAUUUUACUUAACAGUUUUACCCAUCUAGCCUUUUCUAGGCAUCCAGAUAGUCGAGGGUGGCGCGAAAUGGAGAGCGGAGAGAAAAAAGGCAAAAGGAAGGAAGAGGGGGAGAGUGAGGGAACCUUCCCUCUCUCCCUACCCCACCCCCUCGCAGUUUUUUGGCUAGACAGUCUACGAUCCAUCUCAUCGCUCGCAGAUCAUAUAACCUUAUAUAGAAAACGUCAUCGUAAUUAGUCUUUCUUUAUUUUUUGUCCAGGGUCAAGGCAUUUGAAGAUAAACUUAAUGGUUACAAUAAAGAAGUUGAAGCAUUUAGAAAGAAAGAGGCAAGUGAUUAAGACGGAAACCACCAGGAAAUUGAGUAAUUUUAAUUUUCAGUGGACAAAAACCUUGUACCAGAACAUUUUAAGCCACAUCGCAUUCUUUCGUACACUUUUCAAGUUUAUAGCCCUCGAAAAGUUGUAAACAAGAAUGCAAUAUGAUUGAAAUUAUUCUGGCACAAGGUUUUUGUCCAAUGAAAUUUAUAAUUACUCAAUUUCCUAAUGGAUUCCAUCUCAAAUAACUGUUUAUUUUUGAGUGACGUGAAUAUUGUGUGUUUUUAUCUUUCAUUUUAUAGUUUUCUUCGAAUUUUCACGUUGUUUCUCUUUUGAUUUUAGAUUAUGGCAGUAGAUGAAAUGAAAAAGAAUGUUGAGAAACUUGAUGAACUUGAAGAAGCACUGAAAAAUGCACAAGAAGAACUAAUUGUAAGUUAAAAUUACACUGCAUUACUCAGGUUUUAAAUAAUGAGUCAUGUUCGGUAGUUUCAUUAGAAUUCAUUAACUCGAACGGAAAAGAUAUAUUAUUCCUCAUGUCAGAAGCAUGGAAGAAGGAAAGAAACGAGUUUUUUCUGCGGGAUUUAAACUGAAUGAACAACUCCUCUUUAGCUUUCCUAGCUGAUAAGGUGGGAAUGUGGGAGUGUUUUUUUUUUGUGCUAAGCCACUGUUAGAGAAAAUUGCAGCGAGAUCUCUAUUUCAGUCAUCUUCAUUCUUUUCGCGUAUUGGCUGCUUUUGUGAUCUUCGUUUACAGCCACGAGCGACAAGUCCCGCCAGCUACUCAGGCUACUCUUACUGAGCUACGAAGAGACACAUGGCAUGCUUGAUUGUUUACAUGUACUACUGCUUCUUAUGUACAGCUGUAUCAAGUGUCCUACUUUAAUACUGCUAGGAUUAGUGUCCUACCCAGCUUUUUUUGUCCCGUCACGCAAGCUCCUCCUCAGUCAACAACGGCUGCGUAAAAAAGACUAUGCUCGGAUCAGCAGUGAUUGAAGUGUGUUGUGUGGCUAUAAAAAAAGGCUAUUUCCGAGUUCAAAAAACCCUCACUUUCAAAACGAGGCUAAGUGCAAAUUUUUACCUGUUAUAACGAGGUUCAACUGUAUGGGAAUGAAAAAUCAUUUUCAACUCAGUGGUUUGGUACUUAGCCUCGCUUUGAAACAGAGGCUUGAGGCAACCCGGUUAUGUCUUAUUAAAGGCGUGUUAGACCUUUCACUGCCAAAUGUGGCCAAAGGUAAAAUUCGACAAAAAAAUCCCAAAUUUCAUUUUGUGAAAUUUUGAAAAACAAGUAGCACCAUGUGUAAGUACAGGUAGAGAGGUUUCAUUUGAAUGGUCACUCCAUAGGGUUUCGUCCACAGACUCAAAAGUUAGAGCUACCUUACAAAACUCCAUCAAGCACUCUGGCAGUGAAAGGGUUAAUGAAAUUAGAAAGAUGUAGCUGUAAUAUUCUUUAUUUNUACAGGUAGAGAGGUUUCAUUUGAAUGGUCACUCCAUAGGGUUUCGUCCACAGACUCAAAAGUUAGAGCUACCUUACAAAACUCCAUCAAGCACUCUGGCAGUGAAAGGGUUAAUGAAAUUAGAAAGAUGUAGCUGUAAUAUUCUUUAUUUUGUUUACUGAUGUUGUUAUACUUUGCUUUGUAGCAAGUGAAUACAGAAGAAGAAUUGUUAGAGUUUGAGGCCACACAGUUCCCGAUUCUCCAAACUAUGAUGGCUUACAAAGAACCUUAUGAUAAGCUAUGGAGAACAGCCUUGUCUUUCCAUAACAAACAUGAAGCCUGGCUUAACGGUAAGCCUUGAGACUGUCCUUUUAUAAAGUAAUGAAGUUGGCUGACCGGCAAAACGCAGUUACAUUAUGUAUUAGUAAAGAUAAGUAGUCACAUUCAACAUUUCAAACAGGCUGGGUAAACGUUCAGUAAAUAGAGCAACUGGAAAUAUUAGAUCCGGCAAUGAAAGACGUGAAGCAUGAAAUAAAAAGCACUUACAGUUCUAAUAGUGUCUGCGUGGCAUACGUACCGCCCAUGUAAAUAUAGCAAUUAAUGCCUUUUAAGGCUGAGAUGAUAUACCUGUAAGUUAGUGACUAAAAGCGAAGUCCUUGUUUUCCUGAUUAUUCGAUUUUUUCUCGGUAGAGGUCAAGUCUAUCCAUUUAACUUCACAGAUUCUCCAUAUACAGUGAUAUUAGGGAGCUUAAGCAAAGACAACGGCCACGGCCACGGCUACGAAAACGUCACUUAAAAAGUGAAUUCGCGCUGCCUCAAACUUAAUCGCGCUUAUUCCAUGUCGUUUCAUUCGUCAGAUGUUGGCAUAUUUUUUUGGAGUUGAAGGAUUGUAUCAAAGUUCAGGAAAACGAAAAGAAGAUGAUUGUUUAGUGUUCCCGUCCUCGACAAAGCGUGAAAUUAGGCACUUUCACGUUGUAGUCGUGCAACGGCGGUUAAGAAAUGUUCCAAAAAGGCGCGAUGCACGUGCAAAGUUGUUAUUUUGCCAUUCUCGUUGCCGUCGCCGUCGUCGUUGCUUAAGUUCCCUUUUGUUAAAACACCGACUUAAGCACCGUUAGUGGUCUUUGCACUCCAAGUCUUCUUCACCAUACAGCAGAACAGAGAGCGCAAGUCUUGUAUAGGACGACUAAUCAUUCUACUUCUGUUUGCUUUCAAAAGGGCCAUUUACUGACAUUAACUCAGAAGAGGUUGAAGAGGAAAUUGGCGGUAUGUACAGGACAGUGUUGAAACUGACCAAAACCUUCGGAGAUGCUCCAGGACCAAGAAGAGUGGCUGAUAGCGUCAAAAGCAAGAUCGACAAGUUCAAAGUUCACAUCCCACUCUUGCAGAUUAUUUGUAAUCCUGGCCUCAGAGAGCGGCAUUGGGAACAGGUAAAAGGAAUGUCCACUCUGUUGAUAGAUCUCUUUGGGGAAACAGUAGUGCCCGAUCCAGACCUUGAGAUAAGGCGGGGGGGAGGGCGGUCAUCCAGACCCUUUGAUAAGGGAGGGGCCCUGGACCCCCGGGCCCCACCCCUGAAUCCGCCACUGGACAGGACUGUCAUUUCUAGGUGGUCAUCCAAGCCACAACUUCUUUCUUAGUGCUUUUAGAAAACUGAGUAUAGGUCAGGCGCCCGGGAUCGAACUCGCGCAGACCAUCUUUCUACGUAUCAACUAAGCUACCCCUUCGUGGUAAUCAAAGUGGAAUUCAAUUUAGUUUUGGUGUUUCACUAAUAAAGACCCUUUGCAGCAACUUUUUGUACACCUCAUUAAAGUAUGGGACAAAUUGAAUAUUUGUAUGUAUCAACAGAAUGUUACAAGUGAUAUUGCACCCUGUGUCCCUAUGGUAAUUUUAGGCAUCUAUAACAUCUAUAUGAACCGUCCCAAGCUUGGGGAACGAAACAAAUCACCUUGAAGUUCACGGAUGAAUAAUACCGUGAUAAUACACUUCUUCUGACUUAUUUCCCCAAGAAUGGAUCCAAGGGUGAAUUUAAAUACAAUAAAUCGAAAUAAUUUGUUUAUUGAUGAAUAAGGUAGUUAUAUUUGUAUGGUUGUUGCAGAUGAGUGAAGUUGUUGGGUUUGACAUCAAACCUGAGGCAACAACAUCCUUGUGUAACAUGCUGGAGUACAACCUUCACAAACACACAGAAAAGUAAGUUUUGAAUUACCAUUCUAGCACUUCUUUUUGGGGCGAGCAGGACGCUUAUCUUUGGGUUUCCUGUGGUUCUUCGGGUGUCCUGUUGCAAUCUGGAAUUUUGUUUGCCAGGAUGAUUUUUAGCAAGUAUAUCCAGCGGUGUCAUCAUGACUUGAUUUCAAAUCGUAACACUCUAAUUUCGUCAUUUUUGUUACACAUUGUAGAGCGCGCAAACAGUUUCAAAUUAUUUUCGUUUGGCCAAUUAAGACCCAAAUCACAAAGAACUCGUGAUUCUAGGACUCCCUUGUUGUCCUUUAUCCCAUAACUAUUAAUUGACCGAAUCAGAGGAUCUGUAAUUAGCAAAAUGCGUAUAUUAGUUCAUCGUUUCUCAGAUAUUUUACUGCCCAGCAUCUGCUCGCAGCAUUUACAAUUUGUAACCUCUGGUUAUAUUUACGUAGUUUUUUUUUAAAAUGAUGGAAGGGUUUAGCAAAUGUCAAUGAUGUAAGUAACUGAUUAAUCUGUUUCCUUAAAGACUAGAUGAGGUAAGCGGUGCUGCUAGUAAAGAAUUUGGUCUUGAGAAAGCCAUGGAGAAGAUGAAAAUUGAAUGGAAGGACAUGUACUUUGAGUUCACUCCUUAUAGAGAUACGGUAAGUAGACAAAGGCACAGCAAGCGUUUGUAGUAAAUUACGUUCUCUGUUCAAAAAGUUAGACAUUUGCUACAAGUUUUUAUCUGAUCUCAAUUUUUUCUAUUGCUUUACUUGUCAGGGUGUAUCCAUUCUCUCUGCUGUGGAUGAUAUACAACUGUUGCUUGAUGAUCACAUUGUCAAAGCGCAGACCAUGAGUGGAUCACCAUUCAUUAAGCCUUUUGAGGCAGACAUCAAGGUUUGUUAACUUCGUCACUGAUGCUGUGUAAAUUGUCUCAGUACAAAUAAUUUCCUGGCCACUCCAGAAACUUUAAGGGGAAUGGGUACAAGAUUGCGGCGCAAUGAUUUCUGAGAUCCUUUGGGUGGAAAAGCUUGAGUUAUGAUUGGUCGAUGUUAGCGUUAGGUGUGAUUGGUCAAGGUAACUAUUAACCAAUCAUCAUAAGUAAUGCUUGCCCACCCAAACCAUCCCAGAAAACGUUGCGCCGAAAACGUUUGCUUCUCAAAACCUACUCGAAAUUAAAAGAUUUGGUUUUGUUGUUUUAAGGAAGUGGAUUUUUGUGAUCUUAUAGCCAUUGGAUAACAAUAGAUAACUGCUAGAUUUGGCUGAGAUGCCAUAGCUCUCUUAAUUGUAUUCCGUCUUUUGAACCGCUGUAUGUCAAGUCCUUUUAAAGGGUUAUUUUUUCUACAUCAUAAUAACGUAAUUUUUCAUCUCACUGUGCUUCAAAUGCUGUACCAGACAUCACAAAGAUUCAUUAGUUGGGGUUCUUCUCAAUGCCUAUUCCUGCGGUAAAAAUUAUAUAAUGCAUUUUUUAAAAUCUUUUCUCACUACAGGAAUGGUGUGAAAAGCUAAUCGAAAUGCAAGAUAUACUUGAUGCUUGGCUGAAGGUUUGUUUCUUCGCUUUUAAAAUACCAUAAUUAAAUAUACAAUGUAGUAUUAAGCUUGUUAUCGGUGGUACGUGUGAAAUUGGACGUCCUGUGUGAGCAGAGACACCUUUUUUGUUGUAUGGACUGGCGUACGUAUAGUAAGUAGCCUCCGCCGACAGUUGUCCCACGCAUGCGUGAAUUGAGUCAGGCGAUGACGCAUGUUUAAUUUAGCGCGCGAUCAGUCCGAUUGAAAAAAAUAACUGGAUAAAACCACAACUUUUUUGUGUUAAGUCUAAAAACGUGCGUUAUUGUUUUCGCUAGUCUUACAAAGCGUGCACAUUAGAUAACACGACAGCAGAUCGAGGUAUUACCAAACCAGUCAAAAUGAGGUUAGAAACCAGUUAUUUUCAAUUUAUUCGUCCAAACUUUUGGGUGGGGAUAGACGGUUAUCAGCAUAGGCUUCUUUCCGCACGCAAGUAGUUUUGUGGAAAGGUAACCCCUGCUCUCAAGGUACCUGCGAGGAAUUGCGAAGGGAGAAGGUUUUUUUUCUCUUUUUCUCUUUCUUUCUCAACAAAUAUCCUUCAUAUUUGGGUAAAAAAAUUCUUACAUAAAAUUUUCUUAAUUGAAUUUCCGCGUCGGGUUGUUAGUUAAAUCUAGAAUUUUCUUAAAAGUAUGAUUCAUGUUCAAUGUCCAUCUUUAAACUGAACGCUACUACACAGUGUACUAUGUGUAGUUUUCUGGGAAACUACCCACCUAUCCCUCCCCUAAGCUAACAUUAACACCUACUUCUCACUUAGGUCAAAAUGAUGGCUUAGGGGAGGGGUAAGUGGGCAGUCAUUGAUCUUCGUUAAUUCUAUUGUAGUGCCAAGCAACAUGGCUGUAUCUUGAACCAAUCUUCAGUUCAGAGGACAUAAUGGCUCAGAUGCCAGAAGAGGGACGCAAGUUUGGAAUAGUAGACAGCUACUGGAAGGACAUCAUGGGAGAAGCAGUAAGUGGCCAACAGACCUUAUAUUAGGAUUGAUGAGAUAAAACCAGUGCUACUGUGGUAUUCCAGGGAGCAUACAAGUGAUAACAUUUGCCAAUACGAGUAAUCGCGGUCGAGUUUGUGUAUUUUUGUCAAAACGAGACGACGAUAUAAGUCUUGCAAAAUGUCCAGUUCGAGUUUCGGGAAGUUUUACGUCAGUAUUGCUUGCUGUAAGGACUCUACGUCGCUAGUGCAUCCAAAAAUGCAACAACUAUCACUUCCACCCAUAAUUUAAGAUGAAGAGUUCUUCAUUUUCUUUGUCUAGAAUAAACAAAUUCGACUAGUUACUACGAUUUCUUGCAUUGGAAGACUUUGUCAUUUGUUUGCCCCCCUGCGAAACCACGUUACACAUGCUUUUGUCCCAUUAGUCCUAGUCAUGUAAAGAUGACGGGUAUCGUGAGUUCCCCAAGAUAAGACUGAGUCAAGUUAUUUACAGUCUUAAGAUAGUAUUGGCCUUUUUAAUGUCGCGUGUGAGAUUGGGUAGGUGUUGUUUCGAAUUGAACUAUGGGACUGUUUUGGAACCGCUAUCGCUUCUUUAAUGGCUCCCACCUUAGUGCUGCGCAGGAACCUGGGUCAAAAUUUAUCCCCCUAAGUAUUCCUAUGGUCCAAUUUAUCACAACUCUGACCCAGUCGCAACAGAAACCUGUAAAUGAAUAGUAUAACUUACAAAUAAGGCAGGAAAUAAAUUUAAGAAGAAGUCAUACGACAGUUUUUAAUUUUAGUAGACAUCUUUUGGAUGAACAGCAUCUAUCGUCAGUACAUACAGAGCCUGUUAGUGGCUUUAUCUUAUCAAUCAUAAUAACACCCUUCUUAUUUUUGCCUUCUACAGCUCGUGACAACUUUAUCCUCAUCAUACUUAAUUGUUAAGUUUCAAGGAGUUCGCUUUCACUAAUUUUGCAAUCGUCGCAAACGACAUCAACAUAUCCUGUAAGAGGUCCUUAUACAUAUGAAAGUUUUGUACAGUCCCGCCUACUUUGUACCUGUAACAUUUGAUGUAAAUAUUUCUUGUAGGUGAAAGACACGCAAGUUCUUGUGGCAACCGCCCAACCUAACAUGCUGGGAAGACUGAAUGAAUCCAAUCAACUGCUGGAGGAAAUUCAAAAGGGUCUUAAUGCCUACCUGGAGAAGAAACAACUCUUCUUUCCAAGGUAAAUUGUCUAACAGUCCUACAUUAGUUGAAAAUUGGCCCGCUCUUCCUCAUUCAUUAGUCAGGGUCCCUGAACAUCAGCUCUUCGUGGUUAAACGAGCGACCACAAAAGACGCUGGAAUCCUGGUGCAGAAAACUUGGGGCCAGUCUCCCUGUUUUUGGAGUGGCGAAUAGUGCGAUGUUGAGAGAUUGCCGCAACAAUUGUUGGAGGCAAUUGGCAGCAACUUCUCAGUGUAUCAUUUUCUGGCCAAGAAAAAACGUCUGUCCGUCGGUCACGGGAACUUUAUCAGACCGUGAGCACGGUUUAUUUGAUGCUACAAUAGGUGGCAAAAUUGUUGCUACAUGGUCCUCAAAUGGGGUAACUUCGCAAUCCACACCCCUCCCCUCUCCCCUCCAUUCAAAGUUGGGGUGCAGGUAGCUCGAACAGCGGCACAACAAUGCAUUGUGGGGGUGGGGGAGGGAAAGCUUUAUGACUUGUCGAGCUCUCUUAAAUUGGACUCUUUCAUACUCAGGUUUUUCUUCUUGUCAAAUGAUGAGCUGUUGGAGAUUCUAUCCGAGACCAAAGAUCCAUUGCGAGUUCAGCCGCACUUAAAGAAAUGUUUUGAGGGAAUAGCCAGGCUUGAGUUCACGGAAGAUCAGGAAGUUGUGGGAAUGAUUAGUGCCGAGAAUGAAACAGUACCAUUCAGUACUAAAAUCAUUCCUGCUAAAGCAAAGGUAACACCUUUAAUGUGUAAGAAUUUGCUUGACCUGGCUUAACUGUAAUAAAACCUACAACCAAGAUGUUCCUGUUGGAAGAGAGCAUAGCACUUAAAACGCGAAGUUCUUUUGUUCGAAUCGAGUUACGCAAAUGAUUAAACCCAAACUAACUGAGUGAUUAUAAUUGCCUCCAUCACCUUUUUUUUGAUUUUCUGUGCUGUGUUAGAAAACGUUUUUCGGAUUUUCAUUCUUGGUGAUGUGAAGGUUGUGAGAUAACUUCAACUCUGCGUUGCAUUUCUAGGGCAUGGUUGAAAAGUGGCUCUUUCAAGUUGAAGAAGUCAUGAUUAGCAGUCUGAAGAAAGUUACAGAGGAUGCAGUAAAUGCUUAUAACCAGACUCCUCGCGGUAAAUGGGUGCAAGAGUGGCCUGGGCAGGUAAGAUACGCAAUUAAAUACAGUCAACAUCAGAUUUGUGUUUGUCAUGUUACUGCUCUGUUGAUCAGCCCCUAAGUUCGCCUGAUAUGUCAGCAAUGUCUCAUUGCUACUGCUAGAACCAUGCAGAUGAUGAGAUAUCUACUAUAUAAUCUAAGCGGAACUUGCAGACGCUAUGUGAGGGCUGCGUCGUCAAGUCGCAAUCUUACAAGAGGCGUUAGAAAAGCUAAGUCAGUGAUACUAUGAGAAUCCCUUAUCCUUCCACCCGGCAAACUACAGAGUGCCUCGCCAUACAUCUUCACCCGAAAAAAAAAUUAUUAAAUUGGUCUGAGCACGUUGUUACUUUGGCUUGUGACUAUUAGGUGGGUGUCAGAUUUAAGACUUUUUUCAGGUAUAAUGGUUUACAUCAAUAUCACUUAGCCUGUGCGAGGCAGCGCCGAUGUCCUUGUCCUGGGCCCCCAACGGACUCAACGAAUUACCGGAAGAGCGUUUCGAAUUUCCUAGCCUGCGUAGCAGGCACUUGGAAGUAGUGGGCACAAGAAAAAACGUGCGCGAGAGAAGGAGACAAGCGAGGGGAGAGGGAGCGUGUCUCCCUCGCGCGCGCCCGUUCUCUCUUUCGCCCACUACUUCCAAGCGCCUGGAACGCAGGCUACGGAUUUCCUUUCAUCCUGAUUGGAAAAUUGACAAUGGAUUUUUUUAGCAAGCCAAUCAUGGCUCGUACUCAAAUCCUGGUGCUAGGGUGGCGGCCCCAGAACAAGUAUUUCGGCGCUUUUUCGCAGAGGGACUUAACCAGAGUUUAGUUUCGUGUGUGCAGCAGGCUAAGAUCACUUUGUCACGCUGUAUUUGGUAGAAUUGUAAAGAGGAUCUCAAGAAUGUUACUUUAAUGCUCGAGUGUAUGUAUCCUAUUUACGUUACUUUGUCUUUUCUUUAGAUUAUUUUAGCUUGUAGUGGUAUAUUUUGGACUGCAGAAGUGUCGCAAGCAAUUCUGGAGAAAGAUGGCUUAAAGGUAAAGUAGUUUUGGAUGAAUACUAGUAACGAAACGUCUUUGUUCCCGUAAUUGUAUAUGAUCGAACCUUUCUGAAAAUCAUGGACACUUUGUUUUUCAGAAUUAUUUGGAAAAGUCGAAUUCCCAGAUUGAGACCAUCGUGGCCCUUGUCCGAGGAAAACUAGAUCGUGGUAUCAGAAUCACGCUUGGUGCAUUGACUGUGAUUGAUGUCCAUGGUAAUGUACAUGUUCAUGCAACACUUAAAUGACAUUGUCACCGUUAGCUUCGAUUACAGCUGGUUCAACUUCACUGCGGAGACUACGUAUAUGAUGUACUUGUUGGUUUGUGAAAACUGAAAUGUUCAAUUCUCUUGUCUUUCGAUGUUGGUCAAUUCAUGUCGUGCCAUUUUCUUAGCUAUGUCUUUGAAAAGAAAAAGUGCCUUUUGACCUCUUGCCCCCACCCCGCAGAGGCUCCCGUUGGGUAUUCCACUAAAACUAAAAAAAUAAGGAAUAGUGAGUGCGCGUGGUACGAGGGGAAGAGAAAAAGGGUUGGAGGGCCUACACUUAAUUCCAUCCGCCAAACUGACGUUGACACAUUAAUGAUUCGUACACAAAGUAGGGUUAGGGUUAGGGUUAGGGUUAGGGUUAGGGUAAGGGUUAUAUAUUUCAAUCAAACUGGUAUUCGUCACCAAAUCCGCGGUGGUGUAGGGGUUAGAGUGAUGCACUCCAGAUCGGAUGCUCUGAGUUCGAAUCCUACUCAUUCUAUCCUGAAUUGUUUUUUUUCCUUAAAAAUUGAAGACACUUUGACUUUUAUGAACAUUUCAUCAAGAAAUUUCAUAUAAGAAAAGUGAAAUGUCUUGUGAGAGGAGGAUGAAGACAGCCUUUUGACACUUCAGUAAGCAGGCGUUUUUCUUAUUUCCAGCUCGUGAUGUCGUUGCAAAAAUGUGCCAGGAUGGUGUAAACAAUACAAAUGAUUUUCAGUGGCUGUCACAGCUCAGAUAUUACUUUGAAGACAAAAGGACAAUUGUGCGAAUGAUUACCACCAGUAUUGACUAUGGAUAUGAGUACCUGGGUAACAGCGGGCGACUUGUCAUUACACCUCUCACUGACAGAUGUUACAGGUUAGUUCACGAAAAGCACGAAAAUUGAAUGGAAUGUCAAAGACUGCAAGACUAAAUUGUAUUUUUUUUUUGGUGCUAGGGAACUUUCCAUGCCUGUAUUGCUAACCUGCUCAACUAAAAAUGAUAAAAUUUGCACAAUUUCGAUCCUUUUACAACACUGCUCAUUGUUAAGAUAAGUUUUCAGUGAGUGGUGCCUUAAUUGUUGCAGUUUAAAUCCACAAACGAAAAAGGCAGUUUAGUGUGAUUAAAUAUAGAGUGAUCAUAAAAAUGAGCGCUUGACAUACGCUGCAACGUGUGACGUAGUACUUAUUUUGAGCCCUGAGGUCUUGUAAAAUAAUGACGGGCGUAUAGUGCAAGGUUAAGGUUACAAUAAUCUUCUUUUUUAUGCAGAACUUUAAUGGGUGCUAUUAAACUAAAUCUGGGUGGAGCCCCUGAAGGACCAGCUGGAACAGGAAAAACUGAGACCUCUAAAGAUCUGGCCAAGGCUGUCGCUAAACAGGUUUGUUUUACUUGAAAAUGUAGAGCUCACUUUCUCAGACUGAGCUUUCCUUAGUAAAUUAAAUGAGUCAAUUUUUAUUUUUGGUUGUCUUUUUCCUAUGUGAAGGUUUGUUACUUACUAGUGUUUAAGUCAGAAAACUUGAAGUUUCUCGAUGGUGGUGAAUUCAGUUUUUCAUAAACGCGAAAUUCCCGGAGAAGAACGAACCUAAUCUGGGCUUUUCUUACUGCUGUGCACACCUGGAGUUGCUGUCUUCUUGGAUAACGUUGUUAAGAACAUUGAACAAACGCUUGGAUAUAGAUUUGACCUAAAGAAAAAAACUUUUGUAGUGUGAUUAAUAUACGAUUUGAUUUCAUAACUGCUUUUUACUCAUUAUAUGCAGUGCGUUGUGUUUAACUGCUCGGAUGGACUGGACUACAAGGCAAUGGGAAAGUUCUUCAAAGGACUAGCUCAAGCCGGUUGCUGGGCCUGUUUUGAUGAGUUCAACAGGAUUGAGCUAGAGGUUAGUGAUAUCAAGUCAACAUAUCAUGCCAUUUUUCGGUCGUUUCGCGUACGUCUAGAGUCGAUUCGCCUACGUGCAAUAUGUCAGUUCGCCUACGAUUCAUAUGUUGAAGCUAAAAAGAUAAACAUACAACAGAGUCAAUCAAUACAUUCCAACCUCGAUGCCAUUGUCUAGAGAAGCAACACAUUGUCAUUGUCUAGAGAAGCAACACAAUAGUUGGAAUGUUGAAAAAACUUGAUUAUCGGAAACCGGUCGUUUACGAACUGCAGAAUGUGUGAAUCAUAUUUUGUUAAAAUUGUUUUAAAAUUGUUGUAAUGAUUGUCAUAGUACGCGAAAGGAUUUUAAGAUGUAGGCGAACUGACAUAUUAGACGUAGGCGAAUCGACUCUAGUCGUAGGCAAACAGACCGUAGACGAAACGACCGCAAUUCCUUUUUUCGCACCUAGACAUUUUCAAGCCCACUGAAACUUGUAUUUUGAAUUUAUUCAUCUUCAUUAAGCGAAGCUAAGACUUUUUAUCCACUGCUUGGUUUCUUUGAUGCUGAAGUUUCAACGUGAUUAAAUACCUUUUGAAUUGAUAUUAUUUUGGACAAGGCGAUCGAUCAAGACCUUCAUUUCACGUUAUUUUGACAGGUACUGAGCGUAGUAGCGCAGCAGAUUCACACGAUUCAGAAGGCCAUCGCGGACAGGAAGCAAAAGUUCAUUUUUGAAGGAACAGAACUUGUUCUCAAUCCAACUUGCACAAUGUUUAUCACCAUGAAUCCUGGUUAUGCAGGACGACAGGAGCUACCGGAUAACCUUAAGGUAUGAUACUUUGUCAGAUCGAGUUCAUCGUCACUCGUGCAAGUUCGCGUCUUUGAGACGCGGCCAUUAAGGACCUUACGAAACUACGACGGCAAUGGCAACUUCAAAAAGCAAUAGGUUUAGUUAACAAAACAACAACUCUGCACGUGCAUCACGAUUGUUUGUACAUUUUUUUGCCGUCCCUGUACGACUACGAGGUGAAAUGACAACAUUUUAAGUUUUUUUGAGGGCGGGAACGGCAAGGCGAUAAAUUCUAGCAUCUCUGUCUGAACUUGGGCGCGGCCCCCUCUCUUCAGCUCCAACAUAAAUUCCCUUCUUUUAAGUAACUGUGCGACUUGGGAUAAUCGCGAAAUGGUUGGAAAGGAUGCGGAGUCUAUCUGAAUUUUCAGCGAGGUUUUCAUGGACGCCGCCGUUGUCGUGUCGAACUGCACUGUGGGACUGGGAAAAUUUUGACCCAGUUUUCUACGCAACCUUGGUAUAGUCAUCAAAGAAACGAUAUCGUCAUCAAAACAGUAUCAUAGUACAAUUCUAGUAUAGCACCAUGACAGAUAAAGAGCGAAAGGAGUCUUUGUCACCUUGACCUUCGUUCGAGUGGGUUUCUGGGUUAGUAAACAAGUUGGCACUUUUAUGAAACCCAGUGACCGGCGAAUCAGACGAACCCAUCUUGGUCGGCUUUGAAGAUGUCAGUGCUGCAGCAGACAGGAUACGAAAAGGAAUUAAAAAACAUCGACCGAGUUUCACGCGCGCUUGCAGUGUAUAUAACCCAGUCAUUCGGAACUUGAUUGCUUAGUACGGUCGAACCUUUGCACAAGGGCCAGCUUGUGGAUCAAUCUUGUGUCCGCUGUAGGGAGGAAGCCAUGGUAAAGAGGUUACACUAAGAGUGAGUGCAUCCGGCGGGAAAAACAAAAGUAGCUGUUGUAAAGAAUAAGCACUGAGUUAGUAGAGAUCCCACUGUAUUACUUUGCGCAUCUUUCUUCUGUCCUUUUGCGCGCAUGCUCCAAACCCAGUGCAUAGAUGGAAGCCAUAACGUAAUAAUUGUGUUGAAUCGUUUGUUUUUCAAUGUAGGUUCUCUUCCGCACUGUGGCCAUGAUGGUCCCUGAUUACGCCUUAAUCAGUGAGAUCUCUCUGUAUUCCAUGGGAUUCUUAGAUGCUAGAAGGUAAUCUUUUCUUUUACUCUGUAAUUCCAUUAUUCUCUUAACAAGAUGUUAGUCCUCUGCUGGUUAAAAUGGAUAUAUGUUGGCGUAGUGUACGCAUUUGAUAAUAAAUUAAACUUGUAAACUCUGUUUACUUCUCCUAGAACCAUAGUGCACGUACUGUACAUGUGACUUGGCGUCUGUUUGUUUGUUUUAAAAUAGUUUGGCACAAAAGAUUGUUGCAACAUAUCAGUUGUGUUCGGAACAGCUCUCUUCCCAGUCCCAUUAUGACUAUGGCAUGAGAGCGGUCAAGUCUGUGUUAACCGCCGCAGGGAAUCUCAAGCUUCGCUAUCCGGACGACGAUGAAGCUGAGCUUAUGCUAAGAGCUGUGCUCGAAGUGAACCUCGCCAAAUUCUUGGCACAGGUAACUGUGCUUUUUUGUCUUUCUAUUAUUUAUUAGCUUGCUCGCAGGCUAGCCUCGAGUCAUUUCCUUAUGAUUCUUCACGGUACCUGGAAAGGUAUAACAAUCAUUCUAAUGGUGGUCAUUUAGUUGUAAGCACCCUUACAAUCCUAACAUUUACACCAAGGUCACCCCCUCACUUUGCCAUAACCCUCCCCCCCGUCGCCAUGCAGGUCCUUUAUUGAACUAUAAAUGUCAGUAUAAAAGUAAUUUGAUUCCCUUGAGACACCUAACAGACCGUAGAAACUCGUUGACCAAGUGUUCGUUCAUUCCAGAUCGGUUGCAAAUAAAAUAAAAGCCGUUUUUAGGUAAGGAGAAAACCGUAGUGUACGGAAAAAAAAAACACUCAAACGUGGUUGAAAACAAACAGCAAACUUAACCCACAUAUGAACACCAAGUCGAGUCAGACCCCAGUCGCGGAAGGCGGGUCAUCUUAACGUUGAGCCACCCUUGCUUCCUUCAUAGUCCUUAGCAUGGGAUGUUUAUUCUAUUUUUGCUUUAUAAUUUUCAGGAUGUUCCUCUGUUCGAAGGCAUCAUCUCGGACUUGUUUCCUGGCACCAGCUGGCCGAGCCCUGAUUACGGAGUUCUGAUGGAUGCUCUUAGAGAAAACUGCAAGAUACGCAACCUACAGUCCACAAAGUGGUUCCUCAAGAAGAUCAUUCAGGUAUGUUCUCACUUGUCAUCCAUUGAACAUCGCAUAUUAGACAGACAAUUCCUGGACGCCGAAAAUAUUAUUCUUAACUUUUUGGUAAGCUUUAAAUAAAGGUGGAUUUUCUCUGUCGCGUAAUUUUUAGGUGCGUAAAUAAAAUAGAGGCAUUGUGUAGAAGGUCAUGCGUAAACGUAAAAGUUGAACCUCGAUCAACUUUUACUUGUACGCGUAACCUUUCAUACAAUGCCUCUAUUUCAUUUACGCACGUAAAUUUUACGUCCGUUCGCACGGAAAAAAUACGCGACAGUGGCAAUCAACCCUUAGGGUUAAAUUCUAAGUAGUCGAUGGGUCGCCUUUAAUCUUUUUCCGUAGGUUUAUGAGAUGAUGAUUGUCAGACAUGGCUUCAUGAUUGUUGGUGACCCACUGGGUGGAAAAACAAUGGCAUUCAAGGUAAAUUUGAAUGUUUUCUUUAUGGUGUGAUGAACAUUCGGAAAGGCUUUUUAUAAGCAAGCGCCUGUUCUCUGAUAUGAAUUUUGCGUUGUUGGUUUUGUUUAGGUUCUUGCGGAUUCAAUGUCUGAUCUUCAUAAAGGAGGAUACCCCCAUCAAAGGGUAAGCAUUUUGUAAUCAGAGACACUUUACUGUAAGACAUUUUGCGCCCCUUAUUUUUCCGUCGAAUUUAUCUUAAAAUCUGUAAUUUCCCUGAUAUCCUAGAUGUCUCAGCGUGGUAAAACUAAGAGGAGUACGCUAGUUCUACAUUCUUGAACUAGCGACACACGGUAGAAUAGAGGCUUUAAGCAGUCGUUCUCUAUGUAGUUAGACCCUUAAACUUUUAUCAGUGGGAAACCUGUUUUCGUGUGUUUUAUUGAGUUGAAAUAGUUAUGCAUUUUAGUGACCGUCGUUGAUAACUAAACUAUCCAACAAGUAGUAUGUAGAGAGCAUUUGGAACUGUUCACAGGUAGCAGCUAGAUCGUUCUCAUUCCAGCAAUAUCAGUGUGGAUAUGCAAUGCAAUGCCUUCAUCGAUUGUCUUAUCCGAAAGCUGACAAGCGAGUGACAAUGAAGAGAAUAGUCGCUCGCGAUCCGUUUCUUUGCUUGGUGCUUGUUGCUUUUGCUAAACCAACCAAAAGCAGCGUGCUUUCCCUCCUUUUUCUAAACCAAUCAAACUAAUUAAUCCAGCUUUGCUUUGCUUGAUUUGUUUGUGUCACGUGUCUUUCAGGUUUAGUCCUCUAGAGCUAACACGAAAAUUCGUUUUGAUUUUCUUCUGUAAAUUUUUCUAGGUGAUUUAUAAGAUCAUCAACCCCAAGUCAAUUAGUAUGGGUGAACUCUAUGGCUGCUUCGAUCCAGUCUCCCAUGAGUGGUCGGACGGUGUGCUAGCCAACUCCUUUAGAGAGCAUGCGUCAUCGACUACAGAGGACAGAAAAUGGCUGAUCUUUGAUGGACCUGUUGAUGCAGUUUGGAUUGAAAACAUGAAUACUGUGCUUGACGACAACAAAAAGGUAGUUGGGUUGGUGCCCUUAAAGUAGCUUUAGAACAAACAACUAGAAUUAAAAACGACUUACUCCCAGAGUAAGCUUGAAGAUUCCAAGAAUAAUUGCCCACUCAAGAAGUAGUUGUUUUUGUUUGCUAGAAUCGUGCAGUUGACUUGACAACAGGUCUUUUCACCAAAGCAGUGCGAAAAAAAAAACUCGUGGCUCUUAGCAAAAAUAAUUGAUCCACUCCCUUGAAAUAACUUUUCCAAGUAGUGGUCAUCUCCGCUUUUCUUUUGUUGCCCUUAGUCAACUAUUCCUCACUUUAUUGUAAACUGAUAAGUACAUGAUAAUAAUAAAAAAGUAACUUAAGUUAUCGUGUUAACCUUAAACUUUGUUUUUUUUUCUUCUUUUUUUUCGUCAGUUGUGUCUGAUGAGUGGUGAAAUCAUACAGAUGAACAACAGGCAGAGUUUAAUCUUUGAGCCGGCUGAUCUGGAACAAGCUUCUCCUGCCACUGUUAGUCGAUGUGGUAUGAUCUAUCUGGAGCCUCACCAGGUGAGACAUGUCGCCUUGGCAGCGAAGGUUUUUCAUUCUUAACAGUCAAGUUAUACUCAUCGUCUUACGUUUGUUCACGUCCUUCAUCUUUCAACUCAAACACAACACAAAACCAAAUAAUUUUCAUGUUGUGCUUCCCAUCAAAGCAACACCUUAGUUUCUUUGAAAAAUAAACCUUUUCCCCAUUUGAGUAUUUUCUUCCUGUUCUCUUAUUAGCUUGGAUGGGAACCUUUGAUGGAGUCUUACAUGAACAUACUUCCCAAGAGUCUGACCGCUGAGCAUUUGGAGACUAUCCGGGCGCUGUUUAUGUGGCUCAUGCAACCGUGUUUGUGUAAGUUAUAGCUAGAGCAACUAUGAAGUGUGAUGUUGUAUUUUUGUGACAAUUUUAUUCACUCUAUGUAUGACUUAAAGGUUUACACACUUGUAUCUUGUUAAUGACCAUGCGAUGAAUUAUGAAUGCGCUUAGGAAAAUAAUUUUUGGGUGAAGGUGUAUAUUACCAAGAGUUUGUAUGGACCGAGAAAGCGAAGCAUUAUGUGGCCUAAAAAGCCCUGUCGUGCGAAAGCAAAGCAGGUGAUCCUGAGCGGAUAACAUAUCUCCAUCAUGCCGGCUCGUGUAGCAUAAAUCACAGAGCAAGGUUUCCUCCAUCGUUUCCCCGCGCUUUCAGUCAAAUGUUAAGAGUGUUUCAAUGUCGUCUGAUGUUGAUGCUUUAACCGAUUUUCUUUUACAUUAAUUAUCAGCUUUUCUCCGCCAUGAGUGCAAAUUUUUCAUCCAAACAUCUGAUAUGCACCUGGUGAAUUCUUUUAUGAAUUUGUACUCGUGUCUGUUGGACGAGAUAGCUGCGCAGGAGCAUGCUGAAGGAGCUGACAGGAUGUCUAGCUCACAAGUAUGUAUACUUCAUCAUCACGUGAUGUACUUGUCUUGCUUGAAGCAAAUUCAGAAUUGCACCCCUCAAGUCUUUCAUAUUGUACGUUAUGCUGUGUUAUUUGACGAGUUUCGGUUAUCUUCGCCUGCAAGAUGCGGCCGUUUAUACUGUAAGAUUAAACUUUGGGUUUCAGUCAGAUUGAUGUUGGAUCCAUUGUACUUAUUUAGGAAUAGUAAGGGUGACCGAGUGCAUUGUUACUCGAUGAACCACUCGCCUAACGUGGAGUGCUUGCUUGCUUUGUCCAGAUAAAGAAACUUGUUAACGAACCCAUGCGGCCCAAGCUCUUGCACUGAGUGCGUUUUUAUAUGGCAUGAAGUACUAAGGGGAAUUACCACCUCCCCGGAAGGGAUACUAGUCUAUGUCAGGGGUACUCUCAGGAGUAUGUUGCGGGACUUGACUUAUACACUUAGUUGGUAGAGAAACAACGUGGACCAAAGUUUUUUGUCCAAGGAAACAACGUAAUGGCUUGAAACCGAAUCUACAGACCAGACUGACCAUUACGUCUGCACAUAACGCUGUGGGAGAGUUUUAUUGUGCUUUACCAUUUAAUAACCUUCCGAUUUCAGAUCACAAACUGGCUUCAAGGCUUGUUUAUCUUUGCCAUGGUGUGGUCCAUUGGUGGUACCAUUAACGGUGACAGUCGCAAGAAGUUUGAUGCGUUUUUUAGAUUGCUGAUCAGCGGAACAGAUAAAGAUCACCCUAAGCCCAACAACAUUAAGAUGACCAAGGUAAAGAAAUGUUGUUAAAUUCCUAAACCCAUAGUUUUAAUUUGCUUACUUAGUAUUUUGUAAAACAUGUCCUUAAAAUUGAAUAAUAGUUUAAACAGCCAUGGAUAUUGCAAACCAUUCAGAAAGCAGCAGAAUUCGAGCUUGUUUGAAGUUUUUUGGUCCAUUAAUCGACAGCUAUCGACAGCAUAUUUUCACCUAAUAAAAUUUGUUAUUUUUUGUUAUUGACAUUUUCAACGUCAAUGAAAUUUAACUGCUUUUUACGUCCUGCAGCAAAACGUGUUUCCCGACCGUGGUACUGUGUAUGACUUCUAUUUUGUAAAACAAGCCAGCGGUUCAUGGAACAACUGGAUUGAGAGAGUGGACAAAGCUAAGAGCGUCAUCCCCAAAGACGCCAAGGUAACGCGCGUUUUCACCUUUUGUUUUUCUGUUUUAGGAAAGAAAGUUCUUGUGAUGGUUUGCUAGAUACCUUGUCUAGAAAAAAGAAAAAGGCCAAUUGAGUAAUCUUAUGCUAAUAGUUAAAUUUCCUUGCUGAUGGUCUCGUUGAGGACAGGCUGCGAUCACCUUCCGACGUAUGAAAAUUUUACUAUAGGUUUUAACGAAUGAGGAGAGUAAUUUGCGAUUGCCAUGUUUGGCUUUGAUAAACGUUAUGAUGUCUUAAAAUCUUGCGCAACCCUCUGGACCAAUCAGAAGAAAGACCCUAACGAAUGCAAACACUUGCCUCCUUGGGUUUUCCCGCGCUUCCAGCUGGCUAUAUCUAUCGCUCAGAGCUUUGAUUGGUUCAUCAGAUAUUCCUCGCAUUUUAUGAUCGGCCAUGAGUAAUUACUACGACACUGAAAAAUCGUGCUUCACUUCUGGUCGUUCUGGUCCUAAGCCUCUAAGCACUGAAAGUUGACUAAACGUCGGACCAAACCUCUUAGCACUGAAAUUUGACCUCUCAGGACCUCAUCGCUUGCUUAUGUCAUCUUCGCAGCCUGGAAGGGUCGCUUCGCUUGUAUUUCUGCUGUGAAACGCGUGAGAUAUACUUGCGGCAAGUCUAAUAACCUACCGUCAACUGGAAAAGCUGAUAAACUAUCGACUCGACAAUCAAGCCUUAAAAUGGGUAUUGUUAACUUGACGAUUUCAAUUUUUGUUUGACAGGUCAGCGAACUGAUGAUUCCGACAGAUGAAACUGCGCGUCAGAUGUUUUUCUUGGAAGCAUUUCUAACUCACAACAAGCCAUUACUGUUCAUCGGUCCAACUGGAACAGGAAAGUCAGCCAUCACUAACAACUACAUCAUUGGAAUGCCGAAAGAGAAGUACGAUCUUUUUAAACAAUUGUAAUCGAUCGUAUGUAUUAAAAUGGUUAUUUUAAAGUGAUCGUCAAGUCUCGUUUUAUGUAGCCACACUAUAUUCUGGUUUAAAACCUUGCCGCAUUUUUUAACCAAUAAGAGUUGAUACCUAUGGCUUAUUGCCCCAAUUUCAGAACAUGUAUGCGACGCUUUUCUGGGAAGUCGCCUCUAUUUGGUUGAUUAUUUUACUCGAUACGUUUUGUUUCCAAUGAGGUAAGUCCCCUGCUAAUAUCAGGUGAAGUAAAUUGUGCAAUCAGCAGACAAAGCAAAUAAGGGCAAUAAUGACUUGAUUUUUGUUCCCAGAGCUGCGAUUAUAUAAAGUUGUCUGUUGCUUCCUUUGGUGUGUAUUAAACCGCUUUUUUUUUGUAUUUCUUUUUUUUAGGUAUCUUCCGAUCAACAUAAACUUNAUGGGUAUUGUUAACUUGACGAUUUCAAUUUUUGUUUGACAGGUCAGCGAACUGAUGAUUCCGACAGAUGAAACUGCGCGUCAGAUGUUUUUCUUGGAAGCAUUUCUAACUCACAACAAGCCAUUACUGUUUAUCGGUCCAACUGGAACAGGAAAGUCAGCCAUCACCAACAACUACAUCAUUGGAAUGCCGAAAGAGAAGUACGAUCUUUUUGAACAAUUGUAAUCGAUCAUAUGUAUUAAAAUAAUUAUUAUUUUAAAGUUAUCAUCUCUCGUUUUAUGUUGCCACACUAUAUUCUGGUUUAAAACCUUGCCGCAUUUUUUAACCAAUAAGAGUUGAUAGCUAUGGCUUAUUGCCCCAAUUUCAGAACAUGUAUGCGACGCUUUUCUGGGGAGUCGCCUCUAUUUGGUUGAUUAUUUUACUCGAUACGUUUUAUUUCCAAUAAGGCAAGUCCCCUGCCAAUAUCAAGUGAAUUAAAUUGUGCAAUCAGCAGACAGAGCAAAUAAGGGUAAUAACGACUUGAUUUUUGUUCCCAGAGCUACGAUUAUAAUUGUCGAUUGCUUCCUUUGGUGUGUAUUAAACCGCUUUUCUUUGUAUUCCUUUUCUUUAAGGUAUCUUCCAAUCAAUAUAAACUUUUCAGCUCGCACCAGUGCUGGUCAGACUCAAGACAUCAUCAUGGCUAAGUUGGACAGGUAAUCUGAACAUUUCUUUUGUGCACUUAUGAUGACAACCUCAACUUUUUUGUUAGUAUCUUUACCGAUAAUUUUAAAAUUUACCGAUCAUUCUCACGCGUAAUGGCUUCUAUAACAGGCGUCGCAAAGGAGUAUACGGACCCCCUCCUGGCAAGAGGUGUGUUGUGUUUGUGGACGAUCUCAAUAUGCCUUCUAAGGAAAAGUAUGGUGCCCAACCUCCAAUUGAAUUGCUGAGACAGGUGAGACGAAAAAGCUAUACUCAAAGCCAGAUUGGAAUUUUACUUGAUUAUUUUUCCACCCACAUUAGCUAAAUCUCAUUAUUGUGAUGUGCAUUUUUUACGCAUUUUCACAGUUUGCGGAACACACGGUUCACUUUCAAACGUUUGGUGCAAAGCUCUUCAUGGGACAGUUGUUGUGAAAACUUUGUAUUUACUUUAGCUGUUAUUUGCGUCGAUUAUUUAUUGAAGUAAUUUAUCAAAUGUUCUUUUUAGUGGAUUGAUCAUUCUCACUGGUAUGAUCGGAAGGAUACAUCCAAGCUGGAGCUCAUGGAUAUGGUAGGCACAUUUUUACCGAUAUAUAAACGUUUUCUCCCACCUAACUAGUGACCUACGCAUUCAGAACGUAGACGCUGCUCUUGUAUUUCCUAUGGAUUUUGGAUGGUUUAAACCGUUCGCAUUUGUUGAGAUUGGCUGGUGUAACUAAUGAGUUUGGGUUUUAUGCAACUUAAUCGAUGAUUGCUCUUUAGAGGUCCUCUGGCCAAGUCACGGCUUUAGUAAGGAGUUUCUGUAAGAUUUGCUUGUGCUGCAGGGUAGCUUUUGAAGUAUAAAAUGUGUCAUUGCCUUAAUUGUAACUAACUCAGAGGACUCGCAUCUCUUUUGUCGCCUACUACAUACAGUGGAACCUUGAUUCAACGAAUGGGCAAAGGACUGGAAAAAUAUGUUCGCUAUAACGUGGUUUCGUUAUAUCGAGGGUUUUUCUAUAUAUUUCACUAUUACUGGGGCGGAGAAUAUGGUCCGUUAUAUCGAGGACUUCGUUAUCUAGAAGUUCGUUACAUCAAGGUUCUACUGCAUCACAAUAAAUACUCUAUGAAUUCCCUUUCGUGUCUUGGUGAAGACAGUUUAUUAUAUUUGAUUGUGAUUUCUUCUAUUUCCAGUUAUUCGUUUCUGCCAUGGGUCCUCCAGGUGGGGGCCGUAAUGAUAUCUCAGGCCGGUUCACACGUCAUCUCAAUAUCAUAUCAAUUGACUCGUUUGAUGACAACACCAUGACCAAGAUUUUUACAUCCAUCGUGGACUGGCAUUUUGCCAAAGGAUUCGAUGCGUCCUUCGGAAGACUG